GUUUUCCCCACAAGACAUUGCACGACUGAUAUCCUUAAGAGUUCGUUACAAACGAUGAUGCAAUGCGAAUUGAAGGAAAGCUUACAAUUCGAGAUCCAUGUCAGUAUAUCGCAAAUUCGCAAGUAGUUGAUCAAUUUUAUGACUGACCUUACAUCAAUGAAUAUCAAUCUAGGUAGUAGUUGAUCAGUUCACCUGCUUCCUUUCCCUCCAUUUAUUUCAUCUCUCUCUCUCAAACUUGUACUAUUCUUCCUCUUCUCACGCUUUAACAGUUUAACUGGUAAGAAGAAGAAACACAACAAUGGCGGAUUUUCUCUCUCUUCUAAGACGCGCAUACCUCUCCAUCUACAAUUGGACCGUUUGUUUUGGAUGGGCUCAAGUUUUGUACUUUGCUGUUAAAACCUUGAAAGAAUCAAGCUAUGAACAUGUCUACGACGCCAUUGAAAAACCUCUUCUUCUUGCUCAAACCGCCGCCAUUUUAGAGAUUGUUCAUGGUUUAAUUGGUUUGAUUAGAUCACCUAUAACUGCAACAUUGCCUCAAAUUGGAUCAAGGUUGUAUGUGACUUGGGGAAUUUUGUAUAGCUUUCCAGAGACGCAAAGUCAUUUUCUUGUUAGCUCUUUGGUAAUCAGCUGGGCUGUUACAGAGAUUAUUCGUUAUUCCUUUUUCGGCAUGAAAGAAGUCUUUGGGUCUGCACCAUCAUGGCUUCAGUGGCUGAGGUAUAGCACCUUCAUGCUACUUUAUCCAAUUGGCAUUUCAAGUGAAGUUGGUUUGAUAUACACAGCUUUACCAUACAUGAAGACAACAGAGAAGUACAGUAUAAGGAUGCCCAACAAAUGGAACUUCUCAUUUGACUACUUCUACAAUGCAUUACUUGUUCUGGGAGUAUACGUUCCAGGUAGUCCACACAUGUUCAACUACAUGCGCGCCCAGAGGUCGAAGGUCCUUUCAAGAUCCAAGAAAGAUUAAUGUGAUAAUAGAACAUACUUUGUUGAGAUUAAAGAUGUAAGCAUUUCAUGUGGAGUUGUGGACUUUGUAAUACUACUCUCCCUUGUUUAAAUUAAAUCUGGAUUCUAAUUCUUUCUAAAUUAAAAAUUAGUACAAGUGACCAACUUCUCUCUCUA
Molecule: messenger RNA, 1119 nt
Organism: Beta vulgaris subsp. vulgaris (sugar beet)
Lineage: Eukaryota; Viridiplantae; Streptophyta; Magnoliopsida; Caryophyllales; Amaranthaceae
Product: very-long-chain (3R)-3-hydroxyacyl-CoA dehydratase PASTICCINO 2
Exons: 9
Coding region: 299-964 (221 amino acids)
Biological process (GO): fatty acid elongation; very long-chain fatty acid biosynthetic process; sphingolipid biosynthetic process
Cellular component (GO): endoplasmic reticulum membrane
Molecular function (GO): 3-hydroxyacyl-CoA dehydratase activity
Source: RefSeq, a predicted model, not a curated record